AUGGACACUCCCCGGACAGCAAAAAUUGAUCUGAGUCAAUUGGUGCCAAAUGCCAUUGGAAUGUUGGCUUUUGACGAGAAAAAAAACGUUAUUGAAGCGUCCGGAAUUGCGAAAGAUAGAUUGAGCGACGUAGAACAGAUAAGCCAAGUCAAACUCGAUAGUGAGGGUUUUGGCCUACUUCAAGAAGAUUCAGUGCAAGUGAUCAUUUACAAGCAAGAAGACAAGACCCUUGCAGUUUAUACAUAUGCUCAAAAAUAA
Lachancea mirantina is the source of this 258-nucleotide messenger RNA. The record is from the annotation of a GenBank genome assembly. Lineage: Eukaryota; Fungi; Ascomycota; Saccharomycetes; Saccharomycetales; Saccharomycetaceae.